This is a messenger RNA of Megalobrama amblycephala (Wuchang bream), 3018 nucleotides long. Its product is annotated as cadherin-1-like. NCBI's taxonomy places the organism in Eukaryota, Metazoa, Chordata, Actinopteri, Cypriniformes, Xenocyprididae. Bases 269 to 937 code for a protein of 222 amino acids. Gene Ontology annotation, cellular component: membrane. Gene Ontology annotation, molecular function: calcium ion binding. The record is from RefSeq and is a predicted model, not a curated record. The transcript has 5 exons.
UAAGUCAUAAAAAUACUGUACUAAAUUGUGAAAUACUAAUAUACUGUACCUUAUAAUCACUGUCUAAUGAAGGUAGUUUAAAUUUUGUUUAAUAACUUUUUGAACCUGACACCAUUCACACUCAAAACAGUGUGUGUAAUGAACCCCGCCUCCUAAAAAGAUAACACAUGUCCCAUAUGUGGGGAUUUGCACAACUCAAGCAGUGAAAUAACUGUGCAAUCUUAAAAACCAACAAAGAAGUAAGACUUGAAGGACCUUUUGAGACAUUAUGCUUCAAAUGGAGACAAUGAAGAUUGUGCGAUUGGGGGUUAUUAUUUUCCUCUGUAAGAUCUUUUUGUGUGAAUUUGCGGAGGGGUCUUCAUGUACUCCUGGCUUUGAGUCGGAGUUGCUGGUGUUUAAAGUGCACAGAGAUCACCUUCACCAAGGAGCAAUACUAGGAAGAGUAAUUUUUAAUGCAUGCGAUGGAAGAACAGGAACGCUCUUUCAGUCCUCUGACGAGUGGUUUGAUGUGGACACUGAUGGGACUGUAACCCUGAAGAGACAAGUCACUCUUCAUGAAGGACACAAGGUGUUUUCUGUGCACGCUUGGGACUCCAGUGGCAAGAAGCACACGGUGUCUGUCAGAGUCGAGCGUGUCCACCAUCAUGAGGACCAUCACAUGGACACGGUCAUGAACAUCUCCUCUCCACAGAUGGAUUCUCACUCUGAUGAUCUGGUUCUGAUGUUUCCAAAGUCUUCGACGGGUCUAAAGAGAGCAAAGAGAGGUUGGAUUAUUCCUCCAAUCAAUGUAAUAGAGAAUAGCAGAGGUCCUUUACCAAUAAAGCUGGUCCAGAUAAAGUCAGACUUGUCUUUAGAAGCUCGUAUGGCAUACAGUAUCACAGGUGAAGGAGCAGAUCUGGACCCUAAGGGGCUUUUCCCUAAAGACUUUUUUUUUUAGGAGUUAUGAGCCAUUUCGCGCAUUUGAUUGCUGUAGCGCCACCUAUUGGCCGAUUUGGGUCAUACUUUGUCAACCUCUCCUCGAUUUUUGUACUAUCAUUUGACAAAGUUUCAAGUCUCUAGGCCUUACGGUUUGGGCUGCACGAUGCGUUUUACGGCAGAAGAAAAAGAAUAAUAAUAAUAAUAAUAAUAAUAAUUAAAGCUGCAAGCAGCAUUUACCGGGGUUCAAGCAUUUAAGGCCUUUAAGCACAUACAAAGGUAUUAUAUUUUAUUUAGCAAGCAUGUAAACAUUUAGAUUAUAAACAGAAAAGACAAUUUAGAGCAAAUUCAGGCAAUUUAGCAAGGAAAAACAUGGUUUAUAAAGGUUUCUUGACAGUUACAGCGCCAUCUAUUGCCUGAUUCCCACCAUUUUUGCGGGGUGUCCUCAGAAUGUGUCCAUACAUAUGUGUGCCAAAUUUGGUGAAAAUAUCUCAUUUCAUUUUGAAGUUAUAGACACUUAUAUAUCAGAGAGCAUAAAAAAUGACCCAUGAAAGACUUUGAUUGGAUUUUUUUCCCACUUCCUAUCAAAAUUUUGACAUUUGGGCGAUAAUAUAUAGUAAACCAACUUAGGUUCCGUGUUUUCUACGCUUGUUUCGUCUCGAUAGGACUAACGGUUUCGAAGAUAUUCGCAAAAAUUUUUUAAGCGCUAAAUCACAACGUAGCACAAACCAUAAGGCGAAACCUAACAUGUUUGAUAUCGUUGGACUCGGCAAGGAUUCAGGAGUAAAAAGACGUGACUCCCAUGAAAAUAAGUCAGACACAUCCAAAGUUAUAUAUAUUUUCAUCUAAAACCAUUAGAAACAUAUGUUUUUUAAAGUUUUUUCACAAUUACAGCGCCACCUAUUGUCCGAUUUACACGAAAAUUGGCAUGCUUCUUUAGAGUCAUAUACUUCAUGUGCUCACCUAUUUUCGUGAAGUUCUGAGCUUUUGUUUAGGUUUUAUAGGCUUUUGGGUAUAUUUAGCCAAGCCCAUUUUCUAAAUGACCCAGUUAUAGCGAUCCAAAGGGCAAAGUUCAACUUUUUUUUGAUAAUUAUUGAUCUAGAGAGUCCAUAGAAUUGUCCUACACUGGUUUCGUUCCGAUCGGCCAAAAAACCUAGGACUAGUUCGCAAAAGUAGGUUUUUCACAUAUUUGCGAAUAAUUAAUGAACAAUUUGAUUGACAGCAUUGGUUUUAGAGGCAAAGUUGUUCAGCAUGAGGAGAUCUAUCAACUGAUAUGCAUAUUAUGUGGUUUUAUGAAACACCACGUGAUUACCGAGGCGUAAAACUCGUUAGCGCCAACUUGUGGCCGAUUUCUUUCAAAAUUCUUACAGACCUCUAGGACCAUGAGUCAAACAUGUCCAUCAAGUUUCGUUCCGAUCGGCCUCCGUUAACCUGGUCUAAUAGGUGCUCAAACUUCAUUGGCCAAAGGCGGCCAUGUUUUUUGAGAUACGCCAAUGUCCUCAUAGAAUGUCAUGCCCCCUUGGACCAAGACACUGCAUGCCAAAUUUCAAGUCAAUCGGACUAACAGUUGCAUAGUUACAACCGUUUUUAUGUUUUUUUCAAGUUAUAGCGCCACCUAGUGUCCAAUCGACGCGAUUUUUUUAUCGUGACCAAAGAUUGAGCCCCUACACAUGUCUUCCGAGUUUGGUGCAAAUAUCUCAUUUGGUUCUCGAGUUAUAGCCAUUUUAGUAAAAGUGGCUCCGCCCACAUUGCAUGUUUUGGCGCCCCUUAGCGACUGUGAAUCAAAAUUUCAAAAUUCUCUCGAUAAUUAUUGAUCUUUAGACUCCAUAGAACAUUUCUGCACUGGUUUGGUUCCGAUCGGACGAAAAACCUAGGACUAGUUCGCAAAAGUAGGUUUUUGACAAAAUUCAAAAUGGCGGAAACAUUUUCAUACCGGAAAUGAAAUCGGAGAUAUACGUUUUGUUCGUCAAGGUCUCAGCUUUCCAAUGAUAUAAGACACUUGACUCUGUGACACAGGGUUUAGGAGUUAUGAGCCAUUUCGCGCAUUUGAUCGCUGUAGCGCCACCUAUUGGCCGAUUUGGGUCAUACUUUGUCAACCUUUGU